UCACUAAAAGAAUUUUCUAUAAUAUUAUACGUAAAUAUAAAAACUUGGGUCCAAAAUGUCUAUGACCGGAAAUUUUCUUUUCGUACAUUCAACGUUGUCUCUGUCAAAAGAUUCUUUUUCGUGAUUCUUCGUUUACCGUAAAGGAGGUUAGAAAAUGACUCGCAAACGCCGUAACGGAGGACGAGCCAAGCACGGCCGUGGGCACGUGAAGGCUGUGCGAUGCACAAAUUGCGCCCGAUGUGUACCUAAGGACAAAGCUAUCAAGAAGUUUGUGAUCAGGAAUAUUGUCGAAGCGGCCGCUGUCAGAGACAUUAACGAAGCCUCGGUUUAUGCCUCAUUCCAGUUGCCUAAACUAUACGCUAAGUUGCACUACUGCGUGUCCUGCGCAAUCCACAGCAAGGUGGUGCGCAAUCGCUCCAAGAAAGACAGACGCAUCCGUACACCACCCAAGAGCACUUUCUCUCGGGACAUGGCUCGUCCACAAAAUGUGCAGAGGAAGUGAAUGUUUAAUAAAUAAGUAAAAACCA
Danaus plexippus (monarch butterfly) is the source of this 527-nucleotide messenger RNA. It is a transcript of the gene RpS26, whose product is annotated as small ribosomal subunit protein eS26. The coding region runs from base 155 to 502 and encodes 115 amino acids. Gene Ontology annotation, biological process: translation. Gene Ontology annotation, cellular component: cytosolic small ribosomal subunit; ribosome. Gene Ontology annotation, molecular function: structural constituent of ribosome; mRNA binding. The record is from RefSeq and is a predicted model, not a curated record. The transcript is spliced from 3 exons. Lineage: Eukaryota; Metazoa; Arthropoda; Insecta; Lepidoptera; Nymphalidae.